AAUGACAAGCAGAUUAGCACGCCUUUGGCAACCGGGAAAUCCACAACGACGCGUCUUUCUUCCAGAUUUCUGGAUGGCUGUGGUAGAAUCACCAAGUGUUGGAAGGAAUCGACUUCCGAGGAAUUGUGUUAAAUUUGAGGUUGAUCCGCGAAUGUCUCGUCAUGAUAUUCGUGAAUAUCUCACAAAAAUUUACGAUUUACCGGUUCGUGAUGUGAGAACAGAAGUUCAAAUGGGCGAUAUUACAUGGAAUUCAAAACUAGAUCAUCAAUACAAAAAAGCAAUGUGGAAGGAUGAGGAUAAAAAGAUUGCAUACGUGUUCAUGUCAAAAGGUUUCGAAUUCUCAUAUCCACAAAUGUUCGAGGCAUUGGAAGAAGAUUUGGAAUUAGUGAAAGCAAUGAAACAACAAGAAGAAUUGAAGGAUAAACUCAAUGAGCGAUAUGCCAAUAGGAACAGACGUGUUGGACAAUUCCUUGGCGCUUAAUUUGAAAUCUUCUGUAUAUUUGUGUUUUUGAUUCAUUUUUUAGGAUCUUUGUUUUGUUCGUUUCUGCUAGAUCAAUAAAAUUUUAAAAUCUU
Molecule: messenger RNA, 573 nt
Organism: Caenorhabditis elegans
Lineage: Eukaryota; Metazoa; Nematoda; Chromadorea; Rhabditida; Rhabditidae
Gene: mrpl-23
Product: Large ribosomal subunit protein uL23m
Exons: 2
Coding region: 2-481 (159 amino acids)
Biological process (GO): translation
Cellular component (GO): mitochondrion; ribosome
Molecular function (GO): structural constituent of ribosome
Source: RefSeq, marked reviewed